AUGUAUCCAUGGACUUUUUUACACUGUAUCUGUAUCUGGUGGUUGCUGCCGGUGGUGCUUCUUUCACCAUCAGUAAAAGGGCAACAAGCAUAUGUAGCCAACCGCCAACUGGACUGCUACAAUAAGGCCUUCGAUGAAAUCACCAAGGGAUUUGUGUGCAACGGAGUUCAAUCAUCAUGCCAAUCCUACCUCACCUUCCGAUCUAUGCCUCCCUACAAUUCUCCUGUCCUUAUUGCCUAUCUUCUAGGCGUUCCACAAUCAGCCACUCUCAUCGCCUCUAUCAAUGACAUCUCCUCUGACACUGCCUCCAUUCCCACAAACUCUCAGGUCGUCGUUCCAGUCAACUGCUCCUGUUAUGCCCGUCAAUAUUACCAGCACAAUUCCACCUAUGAACUCAAGGAAACAUCCGAAAGUUACUUCACCGUGGCCAACAACACCUACCAAGGCCUCACCACUUGCCAGUCCUUGAUGUCCCAGAAUCCCUACGGCGAUCGGAAUUUGUAUAGGGGUCUCGAUCUCCAUAUACCCCUGAGGUGUGCUUGCCCAACUUCUAACCAAACUGCUUUAGGAGUCAAGUACUUGCUCACCUACAUGGUCACUUGGGGCGAUACCAUUUCUUCCAUUGCCCAACUGUUUGGCGUUGACGAGCAGAGGAUACUUGAUGCAAACAAGUUGUCCUCUAACAACAUUUUCCCCUUCACUCCAAUUCUGGUUCCUUUGACCACUAAUCCCACCAAAAUUGCACAAAAAUCCGCAGUUCCUCCGCCUGCCGCACCAUCUCCACAGACUCCCAUUGUUCCGGUUGGGGGAUCCUCCAGCUCUUCCGAUCACAAAGCCGUGUAUGUGGGUGUUGGGACUGGAGCUGCUUUGCUCGUUCUUCUAUUUGCUGUCUUUGGAUUUCUGUUUUGGCAUCGCAAAUCUCAACCCAAAACGCUGCCACCAGACUCUGAUGAUUUCACUGCCCUCCCCGUAUCUGACAGCAAAUCUUGGUCUCUCUCUUCUCAUGGCGUCCGAUAUGCUGUUGAAUCCUUGACAGUCUACAGAUAUGAGGACUUGCAAAGGGCCACCGGGUACUUCGCCCAAGCUAAUCUGAUUAAAGGUUCGGUGUACAGGGGAUCUUUCAAGGGCGACACAGCCGCAGUCAAGGUCAUGAAAGGGGAUGUCUCUAGCGAGAUCAACAUUUUGAAGAUGAUCAAUCACUCCAACGUCAUCAGGCUCUCUGGUUGCUGCGUGCACGAGGGCAACACCUACCUUGUUUAUGAGUACGCGGACAAUGGCUCUCUCACUGAUUGGCUUCACUCUAACAACAAAUACGGAAUUCUUACUUGGAAGCAGAGGGUUCAGAUUGCCUACGACGUGGCUGAUGCCCUCAAUUACUUACACAACUACACUAAUCACGCCCUACGUCCACAAGAACUUGAAGACCAGCAACAUUCUUUUGGAUGCCAACUUGAGAGCCAAGGUUGCUAA
Messenger RNA from Dovyalis caffra, 1470 nucleotides. Lineage: Eukaryota; Viridiplantae; Streptophyta; Magnoliopsida; Malpighiales; Salicaceae. The record is from the annotation of a GenBank genome assembly.